This is a messenger RNA of Amoebophrya sp. A120, 930 nucleotides long. The record is from the annotation of a GenBank genome assembly. Lineage: Eukaryota; Dinophyceae; Syndiniales; Amoebophryaceae.
CUUUUCUCGUCAGUUCGAACCCCUCCAAGAAAAAGAAACUUACUUUCCCACUCAGUUCGUUCUCUCUUUAUUCAUCUUCUCUGUUUUCAGUUCGUUGCUCGUUUACUAAAGUUGUAAAACUCGAAAACCAGAACCACUAAUUUAUUCAAGACUCCGGAUUCGGCACUCUGCUCACUCUUCGGCUUUUUGUUGUUAGAAAUAAGUAGGAAAAAUAGAAAGCACAAACCGCGCGAAAUAGUAGUGGAAGCGAAAAAGAAAAUAGCCGCACAGACAAAGAAUAGAACGCGCACGCGCCUGCUUUUGGGGUUUCGGCGCUUUCCGCUGCCUUUGCAGGGCGCUGCCUUUGCAUUACAAAGCUGGGGCCUUUGGCCUAGUGAAACUAACAACGCGGCCAGUGGAUCGACCGGUUGGGGACGGGGGAAGAGGACAGGGCCGGCCAGCCGGAUUCCGCCGGUGAUGUGGUUGAGUUCUCAUCCGGCCGGCGGCCGGAUAAGAACUCAACCGCGAAGUUCCAGAUUUAGUUUGUUACCUCACUCCAAGCAAAAAGAAAGAGGGCGCAUUGGCUUUUUCUGGAUCUGGCGCUCGGGGAAGAGCCCGAAGCUCGCUUCUCGUUGCUGUUUCCGCCCCGGGGAGAAGCCAAAGCUGUCCGAUUCAGUACGCAAAAAGCGAGUCGCUUGGCUUCUUCCGGACCUGGUCCUCCGAAAAGUUGCCAAAGCUCUGUGGUUUUGUACAGCAGGAGGCGUCUCGGCCUUUUUAGCUUUUUCCGACUCUGGCUCUUUAGAGAAGCCAGAAGGUGGUCGCUGCCGGCUUUUUCCACAUUGCCGGCUUUUUCCACAUGUAGUUCCUCCGAGAGAGGCCAAAGGCAGCCACUUUACUGGAGUUUGGAGACUCUUUAAGGCCAAGCAUCGUAAAGCUUCGCGCCCAAUCUAA